AAAGAAAAUGUGUCACUGUGCGUAGAUCAGGCAGACGAAAGAAGAAAGAAGAUAACCAGGCAGACACACGAAACAUUAGAAAGAGAUAAAGGUCGCAGGGGAAGGAAGGCAAGCCACACGGAGCCGACAAAAGGACAAAUAAGAGGAACAAAAUUAUCUCCAGCUGGCAAUGGCGGGGCAGUCUGCGCAUAAUUUUAGCCGCUUCGUGCACUGGGGCAGGAACGUGGUGGCGGUGGGCAGGAACUACAGGGACCACUGUGCAGAGCUUGGUAACCCCGUGCCCACCAAGCCCAUGCUGUUCAUGAAGCCCCCAUCCAGCUACCUUGAAGAGGGAACGGGGCCCAUCUUGAUCCCUCGAGGCUGCAAAAACUUUCAUUAUGAAGUCGAACUUGCCGUGGUGAUUGGGGAGACUUGCCGAGACGUGGCCGAGAGCGAGGUGGCAUCAAAGGUGGCCGGCUAUGCCCUUGCCCUUGACAUGACGGCUAGGGACUUCCAGGAGGAGGCCAAGAAGAAGGGCAACCCUUGGACGAUGGCCAAGUGCUUCGACACGGCCCUCCCCAUAUCCCGGUUCAUCCCCAAGGAGGAGUUGAAGGACCCGGCCAAUGCGAGGAUUUGGUGUAAGGUGAACGGCGAAUCACACCAGGAUGGCAACACCUCUGACAUGGUGUUCCCGGUGCCCACGCUGAUCGCCUACAUCACCCGCUACUUCACCCUGCAACCUGGUGACCUGGUGCUGACGGGGACUCCAGCGGGGGUGGGGCCGGUCAACCCUGGAGACACGCUGACAGCCGGCCUGGGGGACUUCCUCACUAUGGAGUUUUCUGUGGCCCAGCGGGAGUGACGGAGUGAGAGGGAAGGAGUGAGUGAGAGGGAGGGAGUUAUAGCCAUCCAUUUCAUGAAGGCAGUUUGGUUGUGGUUGAUCAAGAAUUUAAUGAAUGCAGAAAUUUAUAAAUCUUCAAUUCUAAACAAUUUCUUAUUUUUGGCUGUUAAGUACUUAUACAUAAAUUUUGAAUUAUCUGAAUAGAUUUAAUUCUGUCAAAAUAGUCAUAUAGUUUGUUUUAAUGAUUUAUUUAUUGAUGAAAACAGUGAAGGUAAAGUUGGGGGCAUACCCGUACACUGUAGCUACGAUUCCAUGAAAAUUCCACCCAAGAAAAUUCCACCAAUGAAAGUUUUUAAACCUGUUGUUUGCAUUAUUACCAUUUAUCAUUUGUGGGUGGAACUUUCUUGGGUGGAAAUUUACAUGGGUGAAAUUUUCUUGGGUGGAAUUUUCUGGGUGGAAUUUUCUAGGGUGGAAUUUUCUGCACACUGUAGCUACGCAUGGCUGUGGUGCUCAUCAUACUGUUGACCCUUUGAGCCUGUGGGGGGUUAAAAUCCACUACCCCGGGACUCAGGCCACAGCAUACCUUCCCUAGGUGUCCCCAGGUACUCAUUUAUCGAGCAGCCUGAAUGGGAGAAAGAACAGCUGAUGGUUGUAGGUUUGAGGGAGCCACACCUUAAGUGCCUUCAUAAAGAAUAUAGUGUGGGGUAAGAGAGUGAGGUUUUGAGGGUGAGUGUUAGCAUCCCUAGAGAAUGGAAGGAGUGAAUGAGGCAAUAAAGAGAUGAAGAGGGAAUGGAGGAAAAGAAAAGGAUGGGGAGAUAGUGAGGAUGCCUAGUACCCCUGGAUCAGUGGUUUGUCUGCCUCUAUUUCCUUUUGUCACUUUUCUUCAUGUGUGUGUGUGUGUGUGUGUGUGUGUGUGUGUGUGUGUGUGUGUGUCAAGUAGAUGUGAUACAGAGGUUAUAUUGAAAACUUGAAAUGAGAAAGAAAUAUGUAAGUUAUGCAGCUCAAAUAUUACUCUUUAUGGGUGUUGGUGAUAGGGUUGUGUGCUUUAAAUUAUGUAAAGAAUUAUAUCUCCAUAGAAUUGUUAUGUAUAUAUAGAGUUUAUCUUACAAACUUUUAUCCUCCUCGAUCCUCCUCUUCCACCUUCUUCUCUUCUUCCUCCUCCUCUUUUUCCUCCUCUCUUUCCCCUCCUCCUCCUUUCCCCCUCCCCCCCUCAUCUUCCUCCUCCUCUACUCCAUUCAUACACUCACUUUUGAUCAGUUUACAUAGAUUCACACAGAUAUCCAGACCAGUUCUCACUCUACCUCAGAGAAUGUACAAUCAACAUCAUGCAAUCUUCCUCUUGAGGCCUUGUGAGUCUUCCAAUGUUUAUAUGCAAAAUAAUAAUAAUGUUGAUAAUGAUAAUAGUGAAAAGUCAAGCAUAUGCAUCUGUGUUCUGCAGUCCCUGGUUUCUAAAUAUGGGAAUAAAUGAUACGUUUGA
Eriocheir sinensis (Chinese mitten crab) is the source of this 2297-nucleotide messenger RNA. Its product is annotated as acylpyruvase FAHD1, mitochondrial-like. The record is from RefSeq and is a predicted model, not a curated record. The transcript is spliced from 4 exons. Bases 170 to 841 code for a protein of 223 amino acids. Gene Ontology annotation, cellular component: mitochondrion. NCBI's taxonomy places the organism in Eukaryota, Metazoa, Arthropoda, Malacostraca, Decapoda, Varunidae. Gene Ontology annotation, molecular function: acetylpyruvate hydrolase activity.